UGCGAGUGCGUUGGUUGUGCGAUGAAGAACCAAACUGAGCAGUUAAAAGUUUAAUUUUGAAACCGUGUACCGUAUCUCAGUGUGUGUGUGUGUAGAAUUGCGCAGCGGCAACAAAUUGAAUUAUAACAGACAAUAAUAACAAUAUAAAAUAAGAAUGCAAAAACAACAAAACGAAACGAAGUGAAAGUGAAAGCCAAAAGCAAUACGCAAAGUGAAGACGGAGACGGAGAGGCAGAUGAAAAGGAGUGAGAAACGAGAGAGGAGUGAGUGCUAAGUGAAUAUAACGAAAACAAGAACGUUGUGCAAAUACAAUACAAAUAUAUAUAUUCGAAAUAUACGCAUAAAGAUACUUAUAUAAGAGGCACAUAAAAGCCCAGCGCAUAGACACAACAAAACGAUAAAACAAAAAGACAACAACAAUAGCAACAACAACAACAAGAAGCAGCACCAAGUGGUUGACUCUGUGAAGACGACAAGGCGGUAACAUGAUUUGAUUCUUUUGCUAGAGAGCUGCACAGUGGCAAAUGCAAAACAACAAUGAAAUGCAGGCUCAAUGCAGGCAAGUGGCGCAAAUGGAGGCAACCGGAGGCCGCAACUCGAGACGACAGUUGUCAGCGACAGCAACAGCCAAAGCAACAACAGCAACAACAGCAACAGCAACUAGUUGCUGGCAUUUGUGUAGAGGCGAGAAAACAAUUGCUGGUGUUAUUGUCGUUGCUGCUGCUGCUGGUGCUGGCAGUUGAGCAUGCAAAUGCAACUACAGCAGCAGCAGCAACUUCAACAGCGGCAACAGCAACAGCAACAACAUCAUCAUCAUCAUCGACAACAACAACAACUACAACAACUAGUAGCAAGCAAGCUCCUGCAAAUGAAACUGGCACUGGAGCAACAUCUGCAGCUGCAGCAACAUCCUCAUCAACGUUGCCCAACUCCGUGACAGGAGCAAGUGCAGCAGCAGCAGCAGCUGCAGUCGCCCUUGGCAAUCCAUUUAAAAACAUUCUGCGAAUUGGCGACGGCAACAUCGUUUCACGGACGGCCAUUGAGCAAUCGCUGGUGACAAUACACGACAUAGCGACGGAAAAUUUGGGCACAUUGUGCAUCUCGACGCUAUAUCGACCGCUCCAAGUGCCCAUCAACUCGGAACGCUUCGAGAGCUCCAGACAAAAGGCAGAUUUGGCAGCAUCGAUACUCCAAGAAGUGGGCAUCAUACGGCAUGGCGGACUCUCCGAUGCGCUGGCCAAGGGCUUGCUCACUGAUGAAUACAUAAAUGGUGCACGCAUUUUAGCUUUGAACCUAACGAACGGCGCCGUGCAGUCGUAUGUUUGGUGGGUGAAGAGCAACAGCGACAGCAACAACAACAACAAGUUGCAAGCGAGCGAGACGCAACGGUAUGAGGAGGAAUCGCUGCAGAUUGGCAAAAAGCCCGCGCACAGUUAUCCCUGGUUCGACGAUGAGAGCAGCACUCCAACAUUGCGCUCGCCAAAGUUUGCGCCAAGCCCACCGAAUAACUACUACAAGGGCUGGUGGACGUAUCCGUAUUUCUCAUGUGCCGUGAGUAAGUGGCUGGUAUCGUAUAGCAUUGCAAUACCGCCAAGUGGACGGCAUGGAUUGCGCGGCUUCAUAAGCGUGGACAUUGAUGUGACAUCGCUGCGCGUCAAUCAAUGCGAUGCCAUCCCGUAUCGCUUCAGCAGUCAACAGUUGCUACUGCGACAACGGCAGCCAGCACGUCGAUCCACAAUUGCAUCAGCUGCAGCAGCUGCUACUGCCAACAACAAUAACAAUGAUGUGGAUACCAUAAAUGAUUUGCAAGCGUUUCACAGUUCACACAAAUGCCAUCGUGCCUCCAUGGUGUGCGAUUAUCGACAACCGAGCGCAGAGACGCCGACAAUAAGCAGCGGCAAGAUAUUGGCCGGAAUGUCGUCGAGCAGCUGGUCACGGGGCGCCUAUCAAUGCCUUUGCAAGCGUGGCUUCUACUCACUGCGUCAUCCGGAUGGCUUCAAUGGCACAAUCAUGGAAAUCGCCUGGCAGGAGCAUCAAGACAAUAUAAGCAAUUAUUAUUCGGAAGUAUUCAAGUGUUACCCAUGCGCUCCUGGCUGUGACACCUGCACUGGCCCGGAGCCCUGUCUGGCCAACUAUCACUGGCCCUUCAGAAUAUCCCUGCUGACCAUAUCGAUUGGCUGCGCAUGUGGCACGUUUGUGCUCGCUGGCUAUCUGUUUCGGCAUCGACGCGUCAAAGUCUUCAAGGUGGCCAGUCCCAUAUUUUUGAUGAUCACGCUCAUUGGCUGUGCCAUUAUGUAUCUGGAGAUGGUCGCCAUUUUCCCAUAUUUGGACACCACUUGGUGUAUUGCCACCAAGUGGACGCGUCACAUGGGCUUCUGCAUCACCUACACUUCGCUGCUGAUGAAAACCUGGCGUGUCUCAUUGACGUAUCGCGUCAAAUCGGCGCAUAAGAUCAAGCUCAAUGACCAGCAGCUGUUGCAGUGGAUGGUUCCAAUAUUGCUCGUGAUGCUCAUCUAUCUGGGCACCUGGACUAUAUCUGCCACUCCUUAUGCUGAAGUCAUCUACGAUCAGCACCAUCUAAAGUUCAAACAGUGUUCGUACAACUGGUGGGAUCACAGUCUGGCCAUCGGCGAGGUCUUCUUCCUGGCCUGGGGCAUUCGGGUCUGCUACAACGUUCGCAACGCGGAGAGUCUCUACAACGAGGCGCGCCUGAUCUCGUAUGCCAUCUACAACAUUGCCAUAGUCAACAUUGCCAUGGUGGCGUUUCACGUUAUGCUCUUUCCGCACGCUGGACCGGAUUACAAAUACAUGCUGGGCUUUGUGCGCACCCAACUCUCCACGACGACGACAAUUGCUCUGGUCUUUGGUCCGAAGAUAGCGCGUGUCUUCAAGGGUCAGGGCGAUAAAUGGGAUCAGAAGGCCAAGGUGCGCAGCAUAACUGCGUCCUUCUCCCUCAAUGGCGUGGGUCUUGUGCCUGAAGAAUCGCCCGAUUUGUACCAGGAGAACGAGGAACUCAAGGAACAAAUCCAGAAGCUGGCGCAUCAGAUCGAGUUCAUGAAGACUGUGCACAUGCAGAUGAACAAUCGUCAUCUGAAACCGAAGCCAGGUGGCUACUUCACCAUCACAUCCACCUCGUUCCAGGCGCCCUACAGCAAGAGCAGCGUUUCCACGGCGCAAACACAAACCGGCGGCAAGGAUGAGAUCAGCUGCUUGUCUGGGAAUGCGACGCCCUCGAAAUGCAAAUCGCCCAAGGGUAAAGUCUGACGCGGUCAACGAAGUGUUAAAAAUUGCUCAAUAAAUGUUGUUGAUAAGCACGGGCAGAUCGUAGACGAUGCAAUUGAUUUUAGUUUCUAC
Messenger RNA from Drosophila albomicans, 3354 nucleotides. RefSeq names its product probable G-protein coupled receptor CG31760. The coding region runs from base 538 to 3264 and encodes 908 amino acids. Gene Ontology annotation, molecular function: G protein-coupled receptor activity. Lineage: Eukaryota; Metazoa; Arthropoda; Insecta; Diptera; Drosophilidae. Gene Ontology annotation, biological process: G protein-coupled receptor signaling pathway. The record is from RefSeq and is a predicted model, not a curated record. The transcript is spliced from 14 exons. Gene Ontology annotation, cellular component: membrane.